CUUCCAUUAUCGAAAACAUUAAGAAAAAGUUUCAAGCAAUCAGACAAAUGUAUAAGGAUGAAGUUGGGCAGAAGAGAAAGAACAUUCUCCCAAUUUUUGGAAUCAGUAGGAAGAAGAAAAAGCAGCAACAAAGCAAAAAGCUUGACAAAAAGUUUAAUAUUUCAAGUAUUAUUCAGAAAGCUAGAAAUAAAAUGACUAAAAAUUAUUAUAAAUUCUCAAAACUCCAUCAAGGAAAACCAUCUUGAAGCAGUCACAGAAAGACUCCAAGAAAGCAGGACUAUGGAUUAGUAAAGAUUAGACAGAGAAACAUUAGUUCUGAAAUCAGGAUAUCACGAGAGGGAUCAAUAGCUUCAGGUAUUCAUGACGAAAUAGAAGAUCCAUAUUGGAAAAAUGAUACAAUUGCAUCUAUAAAUUCAUCAAUCAGGAGAGAAAAUCUAAUACGAGAUGAAUGCAACAAGUCUCCUACAUCAUCUAAUUUUGGGAUGAGGAAUUUAAAAUCUCCCUUUAUGAUUCCCUUAAGUCUGAAAUUUGAUUCUCCAAGCAAAUUGAAAGCUGUACCUAAAUCUGUCAAAAAUGCUUCUAUAAACAAAAGAUCUUCUUCUAUCAGUUUUAACACCAAAGGACUUUGAACAAUGGAAAAGGAUUUACCAAGGGAUUACAAGGUGUUUGAUGUCAACAUGACUAUCAGCCCUCUUUAUUCAAAAAUAGAGCAGAAGCCAAACCUUACUGAAAGAAAACCCAGGAAAGAAAGUGUUUUCGAAGAAGCAAAAGUCUUUGACAGAUUCGGAUAUAAAUAAAGAGAAAAAUAAAGAUCUAAUUCCUUCGAGACUCUUAGGAGACGAGGACUUUGCUAAGGCUGAGAGAAUUACGAAAGCAAGAACUGAUUUCUCCCCAAUACUAAAAAUUGAUUGUCCAAAUAAUUUAACUCUUUCAGAUAGUCAAUGGGAAGCAUUUUCUGCACCUAAAAUUAAAACUACCAAAGCCAAGAAAACAAUAGAGAACAGUGCUAAGAUUCCGUUUAAACUAAGUCCUAAAAUCCCAAAGCCAGAUAUCAAUAAAACCCACAAACAAUCAUUCAGAUUCCUUCUUCAAGAGGUGAUGAAUGAGGAAUCUAAAAGACAAGGGAUAAAGAAUUUCGUGUCGAAUUUUUAGCUCCUGCUACAUUUUACGGAAUCUCUGAACUCAGGAGU
Moneuplotes crassus is the source of this 1190-nucleotide messenger RNA. Lineage: Eukaryota; Ciliophora; Spirotrichea; Euplotida; Euplotidae. The record is from the annotation of a GenBank genome assembly.